This is a messenger RNA of Pyricularia grisea, 1152 nucleotides long. RefSeq lists its product as uncharacterized. Gene Ontology annotation, biological process: secondary metabolic process. Gene Ontology annotation, cellular component: cytoplasm; cytosol. Gene Ontology annotation, molecular function: hydrolase activity; carboxy-lyase activity. The transcript has a single exon. The record is from RefSeq and is a predicted model, not a curated record. The coding region runs from base 1 to 1152 and encodes 383 amino acids. NCBI's taxonomy places the organism in Eukaryota, Fungi, Ascomycota, Sordariomycetes, Magnaporthales, Pyriculariaceae.
AUGGCGUCCUCAAACCGCAUUGUUGACAUACAUACACAUAUGUACCCUCCCUCAUAUGUCGACAUCUUAAAGGCUAGACAGACCAUUCCUCUAGUCCGCACGUUCGACCCUACUCAAGACCCAAGGCUCAUUUUACUUGCGGCAGAAGUAGAAUCAUUGAAUAAUGCCGCCUCAAGUGAUGCUCCCGACAAGCAUGCAAACCCACCGGGCCGGCCCUUGACAAAACACUAUGCGUCGCUUGAACAAAAGAUUCACUUUAUGAACACCCACAAGAUCGACAUAUCAGUCAUAUCCCUGGCAAACCCAUGGCUUGACUUUCUUGAUCCGUCUGAGGCCGGCUCAAUCGGAGAGUCGAUCAACAAUGAGUUCGAUUCAAUGUGCAACCAGCACCCAGGCCGCCUCUUUUUCUUUGCGACAUUGCCCCUGACAGCACCCCUGGACACUGUCCUCGCCUCCAUAUCUCACGUCAAGUCGUUAAAGUACUGCCGUGGAGUGAUCCUAGGCACUUCGGGUCUAGGCAAGGGUCUCGAUGAUCCCGACCUGCUGCCUAUAUUCGAUGCCUUGGGUGCAGCCCAGCUCAUGGUGUUUCUCCACCCGCACUACGGCCUUCCAAACGACGUCUGGGGCCCCCGGGCAAGCGCCGAAUACGGCCACGUUCUCCCUCUCGCGCUGGGCUUUCCAAUGGAGACGACCAUCGCCGUUGCGCGCAUGUACCUGGCGGGCGUGUUUGACCGCGUCCCCAGCCUCAAGAUGCUCCUGGCCCACAGCGGCGGCACGCUCCCCUUCCUGGCUGGCAGGAUUGAGAGCUGUAUACUUCACGAUGGCCACCUGAUGCGGGAGGGCAAGGCAGGUGGGCCGGGAUCAGGCCGCCGGACGAUCUGGGAUGUACUCAAGGAUCAGGUCUAUCUGGACGCUGUAAUCUACUCCGAGGUCGGGCUCAAGGCAGCCAUCGACGCGAGCGGCGUGGACAGACUAAUGUUCGGAACCGACCAUCCCUUCUUCCCGCCGCUGACCAGUGACGAAGAUGGCGCCUGGGAGAGUGUAGGGCUUAAUGCUGAGGCCGUUGACAAGGCCCUGGGUAGUGGAUCGACGGCGGCUGCUGGAGUCAUGGGCGAAAACGCCAUCCAAGUUCUGCGUCUCUAUGAGAGUUAG